AGUCAAAAACUAAGUUAUCGUGGAUUUGAGAGAUCAAUACUAGCCUGUUUACGGCGUGUCGCACAUACGAUUGAAUGGGUGAGCAGCCUGCGCCAUUGUUAGAGAGAGCGAUGUUCGAAGAACAGUUUGUGUAAUAAUUCUUCAUGACAAGAAAAUUACUCGAUUAUUUUCGAUGACCUCUAAACCUGUUCCCAUAUCACAUGUACGAGUUCUAGAUAAGAAGAACAUGGCAAAUGGGUUGCCGAUUCGACGCGCUGACUUUGUGCUCGAGAAUGGUGGCCCCUUUCGCUUGUCGUACACACUCUUGGAGCGAAGCGACGCGCCGCCCUCUGCGGAGAGGCGAAGGCGCAAGGUCAUUUUUCUGCAUGGUUGGCUACAACACGAAGAUUGCUGGUUGGGCACAGCGAAGAACGUGUGCUACUUCUACAUAUGGCAUGGUUGAUUAUGAAAAAAAAGUAACCACCAAAGUAUAAGUCCAACGAAAAAUGUAAUUAUGUCAAAGUCUCUAUUUUCUACACCCUGCAUUACUUAAGGCGUAACAAGGAUGAUUCUCUAAGAAGCUUAUCGCUAUCUCUUGAGUGCACUCGUGCACUCUGUUCGUACUACAGCGACUCAAUUCUAGAAAACUAUACCAGACGGACCCAGGAGCAGGAUGAAAGUGAUAGAUGUUCAAGGAGAGUAACCUCUAGAAUGUGUUGUAUUUUUCAUAUCACGGCUACGACUGUCUCUUGAUCGAGUUUCCGUGGCAUGGCCGAAGUACGCUUGCGCGGGGCACCAGCUCCUCGUUGCUGCCACGAGUUCAAGAUUGGCAUUCAGAGGUGCUUCGUCCGAUUUUGGAGAGACUUCACUGGACAGACGACGAAGAUGCUUCAAAUAUAGAAGGAGAUGCUUCAAAUAUAGAAGGAGAUGCUUCAAAUGAAGCAGGUGCAAACGGUGCAACGCCGCCCGAUAAUAUAAUUGGAGGAGCAGGUACAACGUCGUCCCAGAGCAAACCGCAUCUAACAUUUGCAGGCUGUAGUAUGGGCGCGAAGACUUCGAUGAGUUACAACAUCGCUUAUCCAGGUUGUCCUGAAAACAAGAGGCGUUUUAUCAUAUUAGGGACACCUGGACAGGCCGAAUCAAAAUGGCCGCUUGAAGUGGGCCGUUGUUACGGGAGAUUAGCAGAGCGCUUGUGCUUCGCCAUUGCGCCGACGCGAGAGCUGACAACGGUUGUAUCAGGCAGUUUCCUACCGGGAUCUGAGUCUUCUUUUAUGACAUAAUUUGAUAAAUUUCAAAUCUGUUGUUAUAAAAGAAUACUCAGAUCAUGGCAAAAAGUUGCGAUAGUGAAACUAUGCUGAUUGAACCAAGACUAUCUACUACUUCCUUUUGAAUACUUGCAGGUAGCGUACUCGAUGCAUUGUUGUCAAAGUUCGAUACACCUCGUCCGUCCAAGUAGAGUAAUGAUCCGCCUCUAGAUAUGUCCUCUCCUUUUUGCGUUCAGUUUUUCAACGAAUCCGCUGUCAAGAUGGCGCAGCGCGGCCGCACAGAAAAUGGCGUUGUUAUCGAUUUCCAAGGAUACACCGCAAUACGGUUUGGACCCGGUCACCGCAGCUCGGUGUCUUCGGACUGCAGAGCAUACUGCUCUAGUUCACGGUCGUUCGGAUCUCUACCACGCUCCGCACUUCGAAAAAUGGGCGGACGGUCGCGAUUACAUCUUUUACCGCCGCGUGGGCAUGUGGGGUGAGGAGGAUGUGACAUCUCCGGUCGACGACUCGGGGUUCCCGGAGGUGGCAUUAGAUACAGGCUGCAAGGACGAUCCUCGUGGAGACACCAAGGAGGCUUCGCGACCUGUUUCAGUACUAGAAUAUUCUUGGCGGACACAUGAGACGACCUGUUCUUUCAUCGACUCAAUGAAACUACAUCGUUUUUGGUGGUUUUGGGGACGCGAGCCUCCGGACCGGGCUGGUAUUCUAGACUGGAAGCUUGGUCCAGCGAACAGAGGGAGCGCGGGGGCGAAGUUGUAGUUGAGUCUUGGCACAGGAAGAGAUCACUGCUAGCGGCCAGCGGAUUCGGAAGGAACGAAACAUCGAAAUGAACAUAUGAUUUACUGUCCGAUAUUUUUUUAAAGGGGGUAUCAUUCAGGGUUUACAUAGAAUCGUGCAGUAAAAGUGGGAGAUAAAAUCUAGAUAGGUCGCACAACUAGAUAGUCAUUGCGCACAUAGAUAAUGAGGUAUUGGCGCACAGAGUGGUGCUGGUCAGAACUAUAGCAAGGGUCCUUCAGGGAAAACGUCAUACUUGUGAAAGAAAAUAAGUCACAGAGACUCCUUGAAAUAUGUAACUUUGUUUUCACUUUUGCGUAUGACUUUUUUUAGAAUUUCGAUCUCUGAUAUGUCAGGAAGUACGCAUUAUGCGCUUCUUCCGGAUUGCUGCGGCGAAUCGAGGAAAGCCUGGAUAUGAUCGAUUACCGUGUUCGCUUAUCG
Molecule: messenger RNA, 2459 nt
Organism: Amoebophrya sp. A25
Lineage: Eukaryota; Dinophyceae; Syndiniales; Amoebophryaceae
Source: the annotation of a GenBank genome assembly